Molecule: messenger RNA, 1787 nt
Organism: Zychaea mexicana
Lineage: Eukaryota; Fungi; Mucoromycota; Mucoromycetes; Mucorales; Lichtheimiaceae
Product: Dak1 domain-containing protein
Exons: 6
Coding region: 174-1748 (524 amino acids)
Biological process (GO): glycerol catabolic process
Cellular component (GO): cytosol
Molecular function (GO): glycerone kinase activity
Source: RefSeq, a predicted model, not a curated record
UUGCCGAAAGUAUCAAAGGAUUAUGUUAUGCGAACCCGCACUUGCGAUGGAUCCCAACCGAGCGCGUCGUCUGCAGGGCCGACAUUAAAACCGUAGCCCAAAAUCAAGUUACUCUCAUUGCCGGUGGUGGAUCUGGACAUGAGCCCGGGUAUGCUGGUUUUGUGGGUGACGGUAUGCUGGCAGCGGCCGUGUGUGGCCAUGUCUUUGCAUCUCCUUCUUCCAGUCAAAUCUUGGCCGCCAUUGAACAGGCUCAAUCGCCGCAUGGCACAUUGGUGAUUGUGAUGAAUUACACGGGCGAUUGUUUGAAUUUCGGUUUGGCGGUGGAACGUGCGAAAGCGCGUGGGAUUCUCGUUGAUAUGGUGAUUGUCGGCGACGACGCGGCUAUCGGAACGAAAAGCAGAGUCGGACGUCGCGGUUUGGCUGCCACUCUUAUGGCCGUCAAGGUGGCCGGUGCGUUGGCGGCUCAGAAAGGAUCCACACUGGAACAAGUUCGUCAAGCUGCCGAAUACGUCAAUCAACAUUCUGCCACAUUGGGUGUAGCUCUUGAUCACUGCCACGUACCUGGUUCCACCACUGUACAAAAGCUGCCCGAGGACCAGAUUGAGCUGGGUAUGGGUAUCCACAAUGAGCCUGGUAUUUCCAAGCUGGGUACGUUGCCUGCAAAGGAACUCGUUCGCAAGAUGGUCACCAUGUUGACGGACCAGGAGGAUCAGGAGAGAGCCUAUUUGAAGCUAAGCCAAAACAGCCCGGUCGUUUUGAUGGUGAACAAUCUCGGCAGUAUAUCAGCCCUUGAAUUGAAUCUUGUUGUCAAAGAAGCCGUCGAAUCUGUUGUGGAAGGAACGCCUGCUAAUCUGUCAAUCGAACGUGUUCUCGCCGGCACAUUCCUCAGCAGUUUGAAUAUGCCAGGCUUCUCAAUCACCCUGUUGCGACUGCAGGAUGAUGACCAGCAGCGACAGCAGUUACUGGAUUUGCUCGACCAAAACGUGAUGGUACCCGGAUGGCCACGCACCUCAUCGGCAUUCUUACCUUUCAGCACAGAUAUCGCUAUGACAACCGUUGUUGGUGCUGACGAUAAGAAGCAAAAAGAAACAAUCGCAGCAUCUGAAGCGGAUGAGAAAGCAAAUGACCAAAAAGACAAUUCUCAGGUUCUGGAAAAUGCAAUUCAAAAUGCAGCCAAAAGCGUUAUUGAGGCUGAGCCAGAGGUUACAUCGUUUGAUACUAUUCUCGGUGAUGGUGACUGUGGUACCACCUUGAAGUCUGCGGCAACAGCCAUUACUGAGGCUCUGCCGAGGCUCCCAUUGUUUUCCGCACCUCAGACCAUGCUUGCGUUAGCUGAUAUUAUCGAGGGCACCGUCGGUGGAACGUCAUCUGCCAUUUACUGCAUUUACCUGAGCGCGCUCGGCGGUGGUUUGUCCAAGUAUGGCAGUAGCGACGUUGAACAAUGGGCCAAAGCAUCAUCUCAUGCACUCGAUGCCUUGCAGUCAUACACCGAGGCACGCGUCGGUGACCGGACUCUGAUGGAUAGUUUGAUUCCAUUUGUUCAAGUGCUCAGUGACACAGGCAGUAUGGAAGAAGCUGCAAAGGCUGCAAGAAAAGGGGCCGAGUCGACACGGACACUCGAAGCUCAUAUGGGACGAGCAUCUUACAUUGCUACACAAGACGUAAAAGAAGCCUCACUACCCGAUGCUGGAGCAUGGGGUCUUGCUGCACUUUUAGAAGGACUUUGCUCUGGACUGAAACAACAAUAAAAUAAAAGUGAUAUCAUGAAAUAAUUGUGAACAUUCCCA